Kluyveromyces lactis is the source of this 255-nucleotide messenger RNA. RefSeq lists its product as uncharacterized. NCBI's taxonomy places the organism in Eukaryota, Fungi, Ascomycota, Saccharomycetes, Saccharomycetales, Saccharomycetaceae. Bases 1 to 255 code for a protein of 84 amino acids. The transcript has a single exon. The record is from RefSeq and is a predicted model, not a curated record.
AUGGAAGGGUUCAAGUCUAAGUGGGAAAAAUUUAAGAGAUACGUUUCUGGGAGUCCAGUUGAAGGUGAGAAAUACGAUGAGGCUCCUAAGGUCGAGGAUUUGCCUCAUAUGGUCGAUGCAGACGGUGCUCUUGUUGCAGUUUCUUCCGGGAAACACGAUUUGUCCCCGGUGAUGUCUGCCAAGUACAAUAUUCAACCUGGGAAAUCCAAUAAUGGUUUGGCUGAAAACAAGGCCAUUGACGAUACUAUUAAUUAG